UAGGGUAAAUAUUACUUAUAGGGAUACCAGUCUCAGAGGUUGGAGCACUGUGGCCUUCACAGUAUUCACUUCCAUAAAGUGGAUAUGGCUGACAACUAUGGUGAUGCGUUUGAUCCCGAGAAACUAAUACAAUGUCCAUAUGACAAAAAUCACCAAAUAAGAGCAUGUAGGUUCCCCUAUCACCUCGUCAAAUGCCGCAAGAAUCACCCUGAUAUUGUGCAGCAGCUGGUGACAUGCCCCUUUAAUGCCCGCCACCAGGUCCCCAGAGCAGAGAUCGGCCAACAUAUAGCCAACUGUGAUAACAAAAGUUUUAUUGAGCAGGACAUUGCAAGUACAUUGGGCACCUACAGAAGAGACCUUAGCGUGGUAAGCACAUGGCAGUCUCCUCCGUGUGAAGAAGACUGGGACAAAGAUUUAGAAGACGAAUCAAAGUCUGCCUUCAUCUGGGGUGUGCACCGCUAUGAGACAAACCGUACUGAAUCAAGCACAACCCUGGGACUUAAGAACCAUCUGCCUUCAAGUGUCCGAGUCCCCAGAUCCUUGCCAUAUGUUCUGCCAUGGAAGAGCAGUGCAGGAAAUUGAAGACCACAGAUGAAAACUGACCUCUUCAGUGGCUAUCAAGCACUCAUUUCCUACUGUCUUAGAAAGAUCUGAGUCCCGCUAAAAGAGACUCCAGAGUAAACUGUGCCCCUGUUUGGGUUGGGUGAGCUGAGCAACCUCUGAAGAUUCAGAAUUCUUAAUUUAGCAUUUAAUUUAGAAUUAACAUAGUUGGCAAGAAUGUUUUACUCAGCAAGUUUGAAUUCCUUCUUCUUAAAGCCUGUUGAAUCAAAUAGGCCCUUGUGCUGUGACAGAUGAAAAGCACUGGAGCAUUCUGUUUUAGUUGAAAAUUAUUAAAUUGUUUGGUAUCAGGGUUCAAAAAGCAUUCUUUAUGGCGAGGGGCGACUGACAUCUCUGCAGGUGGAGAACAGGUGCUGUAGUUGUGAGUUGCAUUUAAAAUAGUUGUGAUAUCUUUGUGUUCUAACAUUGUUUGGAUUUUCUGGCUGCAGGAAUCAACUCAAAGCACUGGUCUGCAAGUCCCUUCCUACUUGUACGCUGUGGAUAGAUGUGGGCGUGUGGCCAUGUUGCUGCCGAGUAAUGAAGGGAUUCCAGCCCAUUGCAAGGAGCAUUAGUUCUUGGUUAGGAGAAAAAAAAUUCCAAGUCAUGCCUCUGAAGAUUUAACUCCACUCCUGCUGUCCUUGUACAUCAGUAUAGGCAGAGCUUUUGCCUAAAAGGUGAUGCCUAAGUAUGCACCCUUUCCUGUUUUUGAUCAGAAAUGCCUUGUGGGAGAUUUUCCCUCUUUGUGGUUCUUGACUUUUUCUGCAAACUCUACUCCAGACCCGCAUUAUUGCUCAUGCCAUUUUACAGAGUAGAAGGCAACCCCCGCUACUUCUUAAAAGUUGUUCCUAGGAGCGUAAAGUGGUUUGAGGAUUAUUUCCCUAAUCCUGGGAGUUGUUAAAGUGUAAGUUUCAGUCAGGAAGCACACUGGGUUGUGCAGUUUCUUUGUGACCCCCCCCCCCCCGGUGCAAAACCUCAGUAAGACUUCCCAACCAGAGGCGUACCAGGGAAAAAUGGUGCCCGGAAACAUCCGGGUGCCCCCUGCUGUGCCUGGGGUGGGGGCCACCCCAGAGCUCCGCCCCCUGCCGGCUCCGAGCUGGGAAUCCCUCAGAAGCCUUCCAGUUGCUUCUGUCUUCCCCAGAGGGGAGGGCAGAAGGGACUGCCAGCUUGGAGCCAGCAGCUGGGAGGGGGUGGGGCUUGGGGCUUGGGGAGAGCCGGCAGCCAGGAGGGGGGUGAGGCUCGGGGGUGUCAUCUGGCUUCCUUGUCCCCACCCAUGUCGAUGACGACAUGGGCGGGGCUGAGGGUGCCAGAAGAACUUCCUGCUGCCUUGCCGUCUUCCUGGUACGUGGGGGGUUGGUUUUGGGGGCCCCCAUGACCAGAUCAGUGGCGCCCGGGGAGAGAGGGUACCCCCUGUCCCUAGGCAAAUACGCCACUGUUCCCAAUAAUAUGGGAGCUGGGAGAAUGCUUUCAAAGGACUUGACUCUGUGAUUUUAUCUCAGUGAUGGUACUUUCUGUGGUACUAAAUUCUGCCUGACUACAUGGACCACUUGCAUGUUUGGCUUGUCUGCUUGAGGGCAAUGUUGUAAUGUCUGAAGGGCACUUGAGAGUAGGGCGCAAGGGGCCGGGGAAGAAAUGGCUUCAAAACAGUUUGCCUCCACCAUGGUGGCAGCGGCAAAUGGCACAGGAGUGCUCAGAAGUCACAUCUCCAGCUCCUUGAUCUUGUCCAUCCUGGUGUCUCUGUCCCCAAACCAUGUUCUUAUUCCUCCACCAGUUGCACCAGCACAGAACAGCUGACACGGUGGCUAUCGCACCAGGAUCCCGAUAGUGCCCUAUCAUUCUUCUUUUCCCUACCAGUUCACACUGUAAAUCUAGAGCACAAAUUGGGAGACUGAAAAAAAGCCCUUUAAAGUGCUAAAAGAUGAGCACCAUUUUGAAAGUGUAGUAACUCUGUUGCACCGCCCCGCCCCACCCCAUAGUGGGGAUAAGUUGCCUCAAAUCUUAAGUUGAUAACUAGAAAAAACUUAAUUGAAAAGAGGAAUCUAGGUUGGUCUUAAAGGUUAAAUGAACCAUGAAGAAGUGUGAUAGAUAAGAUCGACAGCAGGGUUUGGGUGGGAAUAAUUUGGUAUAUAUAGUCUUUGUAAUAUCAACCUGUGUUUUGCAAAUAGAGUAGGGUGAUUAGAUCACCUGUCUCUUUCCCCAAUCGUGUUAGUUUUG
Molecule: messenger RNA, 2808 nt
Organism: Sphaerodactylus townsendi
Lineage: Eukaryota; Metazoa; Chordata; Lepidosauria; Squamata; Sphaerodactylidae
Product: gametocyte-specific factor 1-like
Exons: 7
Coding region: 85-582 (165 amino acids)
Source: RefSeq, a predicted model, not a curated record